UAUUUUACGUGUUGAAAUUACUCGCUCCAGUUAAAGUCGCAUUGAAUUUAGUAAUUCAGUACUGCCCUGCAAGUUAUACAUAAAGCUACAUAAUGUAGUGUGGUGAUACCAGUGGGCUGUCUGUUUAAAAUAGUUUAAUACUCGCAGAACGUAAAUUAUUAUUGUUCAUUUUACGGUAUUGAAAUUUAACACUGAUUUUGCACUUUAUUUAAGACGCGAACAGUGUAUUAUGUCAAGAGUUUUUGUGUCCCAUAUCUUAGCGCUGCAGAUAAAUGUGAUUGUGCUUUACAUUCAUUAAGGACUAAACAUCGCUUGAUCAUGCGCGUGCUGCUAGUUCUUGUUCCUUUCUUAGGGGUUUGUUUUGGCGUUACAUUAAAAGAGAAUAAAUAUGAAGGGAUAUACGUGGCCAUUCAAGAUAGUGUGACCGAGGAUCAAAACUUAAUCGGAAGAAUAAAGGAAAUCUUCACUGAUGCAUCGCGACUGCUGUUCAGAGCUACCGGAGAGCGUGUGUAUUUCGGCGAGAUCAACAUCGUCGUUCCGAAAUCCUGGUCACCACAGGGAGACGCCCAGCCAGUCCAACAGUCCGAGCGUGGAUACUUCAAGAUUGAAGACGGACAACUGAUAACCCCGAGGACAUUUGGCAAUGAUAUUUGUGGACUAGGAGGAACGUACACUUAUCUCCCCUUGUCAUUCGUCAAGAACACAUCCAGGACUGAUUUUGGAAAACACGAGAACGUUCUCGUUCACGAAUGGGCACAGCUACGGUGGGGCGUGUUUUCGGAAUACGGUACCGAUGAGGAAGCCAAAGGUUAUUUCUACCAAGCUCAAGGGAAAUGGAAACCCACAAGCUGCAAUGGGAACGUCAAAGGCCGUGUGGGGCUCGGUACAGACUGUAAACCUAGCCCAUGGUGUGAUACAGAUGACAUAACACGUCGCAUCCAUCCCGAAUGUCGAUUCUGUCCUGAUCUUACACAACCGGAAGCAGGGGCGUCCAUCAUGGAUAAUCAAUUUGUGGACCAACUUGACCUGUUUUGUGACGACGCUGUCGGCACACCUGCAGCGCAAAGACACAACAAAUUUGCAACGAACAAACAGAACCUGUAUUGUAAUUACAAGAGCGUUUGGGCUGUCAUGAGGGAACAUUCUGAUUUUCUGGGAGUUCACAGUCGACCUCUCCCCAACGACACUGACACUACACCAGUAUUCAACAUUUUACAGGAAUCAAAGAGCAAAAUUGUGUUUGUCCUGGAUACAUCUGGUAGUAUGAAAGAUGACUCACCAUCGAGGAUUGUACGAUUGCAUGAAACCGGCAAAUACAUAAUCGAGAAUGAAGAGGAGAUAUGUGAUGAUAGCUACCUCGGAAUCGUGUGGUUUAGUUCAAGCGCAUCUGUCAAGAAAGCAAUUACUAAGGUCGACAGUAAAGCCACGAGGGAUGCUCUAGUUAACGCUCUCCCAACGAAUCCCGAUGGCGGUACAUGUAUCGGAUGUGGACUCAAACUUGCUAUAGAUGAAAUUAUAAAUACCUUCCCCAAAUCAACAAGACAUUCGGAGAUUAUGCUCAUGUCUGAUGGUAAAGAGACAGAGAGCAACUUAACAAUAACAGAGCAGGCAAACCGAGCAAAAAAUCUGGGUAUACGGAUUCAUACAGUCGCUAUCUCAAACCAGGCUUCUGUACGACUCGCCGACGUUGCGAGAAUUACUGGCGGGAAAAGCCUUUUUCUGGAGAUAGGAGGAGCUAAUACGUUUGUGUCUGUCUUGUCAAAAGCAUUGGCAAAGAGUAUAACUGGGGGCGGAUGUAAAUCGGAGGAGAUGAGAUCAGGAACGGUUAAGGACAGCAGCGUGUUGAAAUUCAAUUUCACAAUAGAUACUGGAAUGGGAUUAAACACAACUGUUGCCAUAUUUCCCAGCCACCCAAACCUAAAAUAUGACUUUGAAAUAAAAGGUGCGGGUGGCUUCCACGAGACAAGUUCAGAUUUAAGUGAGACACCGCUCAUGGCACGGUUGGCUGGAGAGUUAACAAACGGUACAUAUUCUGUUGUUGUUAAUACAAAGCCUGAUACAGCUAUAAACUGGGAGUAUGAUGUGAAAUCUAAACCAAAGGAUAGCAAUCAAGUUACCGUGACGACCCGUUUCCUCGAUGACGUUGUUUAUACUGACGUGUUGAAGGGGAACGCUCCUGUUUUGAGUGCCAAAGUCAGCGCCAAGUCUGGAAAUUGUUUUGUAUUUUUACUGGACAAUGGAAAAGGUAAAGACAUUUCAGCAGGUGAUGGCACUUACACAGGAAAAUUUAGAUGUUCCAAAGCAGGCCGAAGUGAAACCCGAGUCAUUGUGAAGGCAAAUUCAAUUAUUAUUGUAACUGGCAUUGUCGGCGCGGCAACUCUUAACCCAGACGCUUUUGAAAAAAAUGUUAUCGAGGAAAGUUUUGAAAGGUUUUCUCUUGUUGAGGAUGCCGAAUUAUCUCCAACAACGAUCGGGGAUACUUCACCCCCUGGUCGAAUUACUGAUCUCCGAAUAGAAGAUGUGGAAACGAAUGGAAACACCCGACAUUUUACUAUACGCUGGACAGCAACGGGUGACGACAGUUACACUGGUCAAGCAACAAAGUAUCAACUCCGAUACGCAACCGACUUCGACACUUUGUUAAAUAAUUUCGAAAAUGCGCAAGAUCUGGACAUUGGUCAACAAAACCUUGAACCUAGAGACACAGGCGAAGAUGAGACUGUCGAUAUUUCUGUAACAGCUGAAGAGGAAUUUAUCGAGACAGCUUUUUUGGUCAUCAGAGCAGUAGAUGAGGUUGGAAAUGAGGGAGCUAUGUCUAAUAUUGUGUCAAUAGUUAUAGCAAAUGGAUCUAAGAUGUCCUUUAACGGACGAACGAAUCAUACAUACAGUCCAAACCGUAUUGUGGAUAAGAAAACCAACGUGGGGGUAAUUAUUGGAGCUGUGAUUGGAACAACAGUGCCUGUUAUCAUCGUUAUUGCAGUAAUCGUCGUUAUCAUUUUACGACGGCGUAAACUGAAGGAGAAAUCACAAUCCACGGAAGAUCCACAAAAAGAAGAUACGUGUGACAUUCCGAUGCUUCCAGAAAGCACUCCGGCAAAUGACCAGAAAAAACAAACACCAAUCAUCUACAAGGGAUACAGAAGUCAUGGUCAAUUGGUGGUUCAUUAGAAUCAUUUGGAUAGUCGAAAACUUAGUAUUACCAUUGUGGUGUAUAUGUUUGGAUAGUCGAUAACUUAGUAUUACCAUUGUGGUUUCAAUUUACGAAAGGUUACUGUAAAUUUGUACGUUGACACCUUAAGAUGUUCAUUCAAUUAGGACUAAACAUCGCUUGACCAUGCGCGUACUGCUCGUUCUUGUUUGUUUCUUAGGGAUGUGUUUUGGCGUUUCAUUAAAAGCCAAUACGUAUGAAGGGAUAUACGUAGCCAUUCAAAAUAGUGUGAUCGAAUCAAAUCUUAAUCGGAAGAAUAAAGGUAAUCUUGGGGUAAUUAUCAUUUUUCUAUUAGCAUAUCAAAAUUAAGGUCUAAGACGGUAGAGGGCGUACGUUGUUUUAUUAUUGAUUAUACUAUUGUAUUAAUAUUCCAAAAAGGAUGAACAAAUGUCGAAAGAAAUGGUGCUUAUGAAGGAUACCAAGUUAAAUUUGAAAGAAAAGGUGCAGAAACAACGGUAUUUCUACCAUAUGAGACGAUGGUUAAUCACUGUUAAUCUUUUAGCACUCACCAAUCAUUUGAUAUAUUUGCGUUUUCAGCUAUUUAAACAAGAAUACAAUCUUGUUAUCAGUAAAAAAAAAAAUCCAUAAAUGUAUUAUCAAGUAAGUAGUUAAAGAUUUAUCACUUAAAACUGAUGUUUGUCAUACAUUUGUAUGUAUCCUUCAAUAGAACAAUUAUUUUCGACAUUUAUUCAUCCUUUUUAGAUAUCAAAACAUUUGUAUUAAUUGUGAUAAACCUUAUUUGACUUGAAUACGUCUCAAAAAAAUAAAUUGAUCUGUUGUACAGUUAUGUGUGCAUUCAUUCAUUUGUAAAGCACAUUCAUUGAUGUAAACGAACGUUGGAUAAGCAUUAAAAAAUGUCUUUAAUCUUAUUUCAUUGACAAUAUCACAAAUGCAUUUGAUACAGAAUGUUACAUUUUGUAAAUGAAAAUGAUUGAUAUGUUACAGUGCUGAUUGUGUAUAUGAUUUUUCAUGCUUUCACUUUGCUGACUAUAUACCAGUCUUUUACAUUGCUUUACGUAAACCAUUUUUUUUGUAUUGGAUUAUUAAACGUAGGUCUAAAAAGCGUUA
This is a messenger RNA of Mya arenaria, 4276 nucleotides long. RefSeq names its product calcium-activated chloride channel regulator 1-like. Bases 319 to 3168 code for a protein of 949 amino acids. NCBI's taxonomy places the organism in Eukaryota, Metazoa, Mollusca, Bivalvia, Myida, Myidae. The transcript has 17 exons. The record is from RefSeq and is a predicted model, not a curated record.